CCCGGACUCGGACGGCGAGGAGCACAGCCAACAACAGUGAUAGGGACAAUCUCAGAGUCAUUCGAAUUGAUCUUUAGAGAGUUCUGGACGAAUAUUCACAGCGAUAAAUCUCUAGAACGAGUCCUUGAUUUCUCGAUACCGGCCCUCACAACUCGAUAUCGACUCCGCGUCCCCCAUCGCCCGCCAUGCCCCCCAAGAUCGAGGCCCAGGAGAUAGAAACAUACUGGAAUAUCUUUUGCGAUCGUACCGGUGGAUCCAAAUAUUUGACUGGUGAACAGGCAGCUCCUGUUCUUAAAAACAGUGGUCUUAGAGAUGAUCAAUUAGAGAAGGUCUGGGAUCUGGCCGACGUCGACAAUGACGGCAACCUUGACUUCGAGGAAUUCUGUGUGGCCAUGCGCCUGAUCUUUGACGUUUUGAAUGGAGAGUAUGCCGAUGUACCCAAAACACUACCCGACUGGCUGGUGCCCGAAUCAAAAGCGCAUCUUGUGCAAGCCAACCGAGCAGUCACGGGGAAGCAGCCUCAGUUUGAACAAGUGGAGGACGAUUCUGACUCCCUUGGUCUCAAAGAUGGAUUCGAUUGGUACAUGAAGCCCGAGGACAAAGCGAAAUACGACCAAAUUUACCAAGAAAGCCGAGACAUGCGCGGCGAAGUAUCCUUCCAUGCGCUCGAAGACUUGUAUGAAUCUCUUGAUGUCCCCGAUACGGAUGUUCGAUCAGCCUGGAAUCUCGUCAACCCCUCUGCCAACCAGGGUAUUCAUAAGGACGCAUGCCUGGCGUUCCUCCACAUCUUGAACAAUCGCCACGAAGGAUUCCGCAUUCCCAGAACAAUCCCGGCGUCCCUACGAUCCAGUUUCGAGCGCAACCAAAUCGACUACCAGCUCGACAACCAAAAGACAGGAGUCAACUCCCGAUGGGCUAACAAGGCCGACGACCAAACGACAACGGGGCGAAAGACCAAGUUUGGUGACCAGUAUCUCACUCGCUUGGGGCGAAGUGGUUUCAAGACGGCAGGAACGGACUUUUCGACCGAGAAGACAGAAGAUUGGGAGGAAGUCAGACUCAAGCGCCAAUUGGCCGACAUUGACGAGAAGAUUCGCAAGGUGGAGGAAAUUGCUGAGCAGCGCAAAGGUGGAAAACGCGACUCGAAACCUGCGCUUGUCAAGAAAGAGCUUGACCAGCUUCUAGACUACAAGCGCCGCGAGCUGCGCGAGCUGGAAGAAGGCACCGGCAAAAGCGCCACUGGCAGCGGCUUAAAAACCGUGUCGGACGACUUACAGACCGUUCGGGAACAGGUUGAGGGUCUAGAGUCUCACUUGAGAUCCCGACAUGAAGCCCUCGAGCAAAUACGACAGGAGAUUGAGGCAGAGAAGAGGUGAUGGCACAUUAGAAGAACUAGCGGUUUGCUUAAGUGUUACCAUGAAUAUACUCUUAACUCAUGCAUGCA
This is a messenger RNA of [Torrubiella] hemipterigena, 1444 nucleotides long. Lineage: Eukaryota; Fungi; Ascomycota; Sordariomycetes; Hypocreales; Clavicipitaceae. The record is from the annotation of a GenBank genome assembly.